GCGAAUGCUCGCACGGUGUGCCACAUGGUUCUACAACGUGCUAGAUGUAUGUGAUGUAUGUGCAUUCAUAUUUUCUCACAGUUUACGCGUACAUUUUAUUUUUCCGCGUAUCACACGUAAGAAAAAAGUGAUUUGUAUUAAAUAAGCAUACCGAUGACAAUUCAAGACAUGGAUAUCUGUUUAAAUGUAACGGCAGAUCCAGUUACGAAGAAGAAGAGCACAUUGAAAAGAACCGAAUAUUCUACAACUUCAAUUAAAAGAUUAAAGAAUCAUUCAUUCCACAAGAAAGCAGUAUUAGGUAACAAGGAAUCAAAGAGAAAUGCGAAUACACAAGAGACAGGGUAUAAAAAGAGAAUUAAACAGAAAUCAUUAUCAGCUAUUGUUGCCAAAAAGUUGAAAGAAACAAACUCUGUCACUUUAAACGUACCACAGUCUCAGAUUUCAUCUCGUGGUAAAGGCGUAAGAGCGAAAGCUAUAAAGCCAAAUAUUGAACAGUCUAAUGCAACAAACAAGAAAGAUGUGAAAUCUGAUAAGAUUCUCUCUAUUGCAAAUUCUGAUUUUACAAAUGAAUCACUUGUGUCCUUUACAAAAGCCACAAAGCAUGCUGGUAAAACACGAUUAGCGAAAAAGAAAGAUGAUUCAAAGGGCGAAUUAAAGAGAUCACUUUCCAAUAUAUUUUCGAGUCAACUGAAGAAUUUUAAUGAAUCCGAUAUUCUAAAGUUGGCUCAGAAACAUGAUAUUCAUAAAGAUAAUUUUAAAUCAGACAAAAAAUCCAAAGUAGCUAAGAAAACAUCAGUUUUAAAAUUUGAUAAGACAUCUUCUAUUGCAAAUUCUGAUUCCAUAAACGAACCACCUAUUACUUUUACAAAAGCAACACAGGAACAAGUUGGUAGAGUGCUAAUGGCGAAAAAGAAAGAUAAUUCAAAGGGUGAACCGAAGAGAUCACUUUCUGAUAUAUUUUUGAGUCGAUUAAAAGAUCAGAAUGAAUCAGAAACUUUAAAUUUAACUCAGAAACAUAAUAUUUCUAAAAGUAAUUUUAAAUCAGAUAAAAAAUCCAAAGUAAUAGCUAAGAAAACAUCAGUUUUAAAAUCUGGUAAGAUAUCUUCUAUCGCAAACUCUGAUUCCACAAAUGAACCACCUGUGGCCUUUGCAAAAGCAACACAGGAACAUGUUGAUAGAGUGCUGUUGGCGAAAAAAAUAGAUGAUUCAAAAGGUGAAUCGAAGAGAUCACUUUCUGAUAUAUUUUCAAAUCAAUUAAAAAAUCAGAAUGAAUCAGAUACUUUAAAUUUAACUCAGAAACAUAAUAUUUCUAAAAAUAAUUUUGAAUCAGACAAAAAAAAUAAAAUAGCCAAGAAAUCUGUUUUAAAAAACACAAAGAUGACAGAUAUCUCAAACAAAAGGAAAGAAAAAAGAAAUAAAGAGAAAAUUGUAAAUAAUGACAAGAAAUCAGACAAAACUCCAAAAUUAAUGCACAGAACAGGUGGAAAAAUUUCCUCCUUAUUUGGCAAUAAUCCUGAUGUGCCAACCAUGGGCCAGCGAUUUGUAAAACCUGUUCAUGAAUCAGUUUUUACAGAGGUCACUUUUGCUGAUCUCAAUAUUCAUCCGUAUAUGAUAUCAAAUUUAGAGCAAAAUAUGGGUAUAACUAAAAUGACUACGGUUCAACAAAAAGCGAUCCCUCAAAUAUUCUCAGCCAAAGAUGUUUUAAUAAGGUCUCAGACAGGAUCUGGAAAAACGUUAGCUUAUGCAUUACCCAUUGUUGAAUUGUUACAUAAAAUUAGACCACAAUUAAAUAGAAAUAGCGGUUUGUCGGCCCUUGUGAUUGUUCCAACGAGAGAAUUGGCCUUGCAGACAUAUGAGUGUUUUAUAAAACUGGUUAAACCUUUUACAUGGAUCGUACCAGGCUACAUAAUUGGUGGAGAAAAGAGAAAAGCGGAAAAGGCUCGGUUACGAAAGGGAUGUAACAUAUUAGUAUCUACUCCUGGCAGAUUAUUAGAUCACAUAAAGCACACAAAAGCGUUGAGAUUAAAUGACGUGAAAUAUUUUGUAUUGGAUGAAGCUGAUAGAAUGCUUGAUAUGGGUUACGAAAUGGAUAUUUCUGGGAUAGUAAGUGCUUUAAAAGUAUCAUGCUCCAAUAACGAAGAAUCGGGAUACGAUGCUAUGAAAAUAUUUAAGCAAAAUAGUAAAAAGAUAUUUACAAAUGAAGAAGAAAUAUCAAAGGAAGAUGUAAAAUUGAAAAUAGAAAAAAAUAGUACCGAUGGUAGUAAAAAGAAACAGAUACAUCAUUCAAAUGACGACAGCGAUUGCGAUCAGGCUACUAAUGCCGUUCUGUCGAAAAAAAGAAAAAAAGAUGUGAAGCGUUCCGCUGUGAAUCGAGAAUCUGAUUCGAAAGCGGAAAAUGUUCCAAACGUCGAGCAACAUUAUGAAAGUCAAUCGAGAAGGCAGACGAUAUUGUUGUCCGCGACUUUGACGCACGCCGUUGAAAAAUUGGCGGGUCUCACGAUGCACGAUCCGAUCUUCGUUGACGCGGCUAAAGAAAACGUAGAAACGAGCGGGGGAAAUGAUAGCGAGAUUAACGAGGAUCUAAUAGUUCCGCAAAGCGUGAAUCAGAAUUACAUAGCCACCCCGCCCAAAUUAAGAAUGGUCACUCUAAGCGCUUACAUCGCCGGAAGAUGUCAGACUCCCGGGCAACAUAAAAUACUGAUUUUUAUGGCCACGCAAGACAUGGUAGAUUAUUACACUGAAAUUUUGUCAUCUGUUCUUACGAAACCAAUGGAUGACGACGACGAGGAUUCCGAUCCGCUAGUUGAUGUGGAAUUCUUUAAACUGCACGGUAAUAUGACGCAAAAAGAAAGGACGGAGAUCUUCAAAACUUUCAGUCAAGCGAAAAGUGGAGUACUAUUAUGUACGGAUGUCGCAGCUCGAGGAUUAGACAUGCCGAAGGUAGAUUGCGUUGUGCAGUAUACCGGUCCGAUUUCCGCUAGAGAUUACGUUCAUCGAAUCGGUAGGACUGCGCGCGCAGGUUGUUCCGGCACAGCGACAAUCUUUCUGACGCCCUCGGAAAUCGAGUUCGUGCGAAUGCUCGAGUCGAGACGCAUCAGAAUCAAGCAGCUGGACAUGAACGAUGUCCUGGACAAGCUACUGGGGCCUCUUUCCAAGCACAACUCCGUCCAGGCAGCGGCUGUCGCCCUUCAAAACGAUUUUGAAGAUUUAGUGUUGGAAAAUCGGCAACUUUGCGCGAAAGCGUGUAAAGCCUACGUCUCGUGGGUGCGUUUCUAUUCGAGUUAUCCGCGCGACAUGCGCGAGAUAUUCAAUCGAAAGGAGCUUCAUUUGGGUCACUAUGCCAAGAGUUUCGCAUUGAGGGAUCCGCCGCAGCGAAUCGGCGGAAUCGGCAAGAAGCUCCGCGAGAAGGAAAUCUCGAGACCUAGGCACGACAACCGUUUGUCGUACAAAUCAUCUGACGGGGUGUCGCAAAAGAAGCAGAGGACUCGAGAUGGCGACGGGCAAAGAACGGGGUUGUUGAAGAGGGUCAGAAUGCUCAACACCUCCGAAUACGAUAGCGGCCUCGAACCCCCGAAGAAGCCAAAGAAGUGAUCCCCGUCGCGAUUGUAGGUGUUGUAAACAACAGAGAUUUCACGUGUGUGAUUCGCUCUCUGUUGAUGACAUGCGUUUGCAUGUCUUUAAUCUUAUUAUGUAUUGUUUUGUUAUAACUUUUAAAUUAAGAGUUUUAUAUACAAUCUAAUUUUAAACAUUUA
Molecule: messenger RNA, 3752 nt
Organism: Solenopsis invicta (red fire ant)
Lineage: Eukaryota; Metazoa; Arthropoda; Insecta; Hymenoptera; Formicidae
Product: probable ATP-dependent RNA helicase CG8611
Exons: 9
Coding region: 154-3591 (1145 amino acids)
Biological process (GO): ribosome biogenesis
Cellular component (GO): nucleus
Molecular function (GO): ATP binding; RNA helicase activity; nucleic acid binding
Source: RefSeq, a predicted model, not a curated record